AUGGGCGCGAAUCUCUCCAAGGCUCUUGCCAAGAUGUUUGGCAACAAGGAGAUGCGGCUGCUCAUGCUCGGUCUUGAUGCAGCGGGCAAGACAACCAUCCUGUACAAACUCAAGUUGAAUCAGAGCGUGACGACGAUCCCGACUGUCGGAUUCAACGUGGAGACUGUAACUUACAAAAACGUCAAGUUUAAUGUAUGGGACGUUGGCGGACAGGACAAGAUCCGUCCUCUUUGGAGACAUUACUACACUGGUACUCAAGGCCUCGUGUUUGUCGUUGACUCACAAGAUCGAGAACGUAUUGACGAAGCCAAACAAGAAUUGCACCGCAUCCUCGCGGAUAGGGAGAUGAAAGAGUGCCUCUUGCUCGUGUUCGCUAACAAGCAAGAUCUCCCCGGCGCCAUGUCUCCAGCGGAAGUAACCGAGAAGCUCGGCUUGCAUAGGAUGCGCGACCGUUCGUGGUAUGUGCACCCCAGUUGCGCAACCACCGGCGAGGGCCUGUUCGAGGGUCUGCAAUGGCUCUCCCAGAACGUCAAGAAGCGGCAGGCUUAA
Messenger RNA from Rhizoctonia solani, 549 nucleotides. RefSeq names its product ADP-ribosylation factor family. The record is from RefSeq and is a predicted model, not a curated record. The transcript has 7 exons. Gene Ontology annotation, cellular component: cytoplasm. Gene Ontology annotation, biological process: vesicle-mediated transport; intracellular protein transport. Lineage: Eukaryota; Fungi; Basidiomycota; Agaricomycetes; Cantharellales; Ceratobasidiaceae. Gene Ontology annotation, molecular function: GTP binding; GTPase activity. Bases 1 to 549 code for a protein of 182 amino acids.